CAGUGGCGGCCAUAUUCACAUCUAUAGGGAAAGCAUAGGGGGUUUCGAUUCGAGCGGGACACUCAGUCCUACAGACCCUUUGACACCCGAUCCUUCGUCUUCUUCGGGAAAGAACGCCAAGGCAGACGACGUAUAUUUUCAGAGGAGGGGGAUACUCAGCUGGCCUACAUAAAGAAGAAAUGCUGUCUGAAAUAAGGCACUAGUCUGACUGUAUGAUGCCUUUUGCCCAGCCGCAAGAUUCCUGGCACAAAAUGGAGGUGCAUAGCGUUAGUGAGGUCAAUGGGCAUCAGAUCACUGACGAGCCAAUGGAGGAAGGAGAGUCUCUCUCACACUGUGACGAGGGCGCUUACAAGGAGAUCCCCAUUACCCACCACGUGAAGGAGGGCUGUGAGAAGGCCGACCCCUCGCAGUUCGAGCUGCUGAAGGUGCUGGGCCAAGGCUCCUUCGGAAAGGUUUUUCUUGUGCGGAAGAUCAUGGGCCCGGAUGCAGGACAGCUGUAUGCCAUGAAAGUGCUGAAAAAGGCCUCUCUGAAAGUUCGGGACCGGGUCCGCACCAAGAUGGAGCGGGACAUCCUGGUGGAAGUGAAUCACCCCUUCAUAGUGAAGCUGCACUAUGCCUUUCAGACAGAAGGGAAACUCUAUUUGAUAUUAGACUUUCUCAGGGGCGGAGACGUCUUUACUCGCUUAUCCAAAGAGGUUAUGUUUACAGAGGAGGAUGUGAAAUUCUACCUUGCAGAGCUGGCCCUUGCAUUGGAUCAUCUUCACAACCUAGGCAUUGUUUACAGAGACCUGAAGCCUGAAAACAUUUUACUUGAUGAAGCUGGACAUAUCAAGUUAACAGACUUCGGGCUCAGUAAAGAAUCAGUGGACCAGGAUAAGAAGGCCUACUCUUUCUGUGGCACUGUGGAAUACAUGGCACCAGAGGUGGUCAACAGGAGAGGACACACCCAGAGUGCUGAUUGGUGGUCACUCGGGGUUCUGAUGUUUGAAAUGCUAACGGGUACAUUACCCUUUCAAGGCAAAGACCGGAAUGAGACGAUGAACAUGAUUCUCAAAGCAAAGUUGGGAAUGCCACAGUUUCUAAGCCUGGAAGCUCAGAGUCUCCUAAGAAUGCUGUUUAAACGGAAUCCAGCGAAUCGUUUGGGGGCUGGCCCAGAUGGUGUGGAGGAGAUCAAAAGACAUGCCUUCUUCUCCACAAUAGAUUGGAAUAAACUGUACAGGAGAGAGCUCCAGCCUCCAUUUCAGCCGGCGGCAGGGAAACCUGAUGACACUUUCUGCUUCGACCCUGAGUUUACUGCAAAAACCCCGAAAGAUUCCCCGGGCGUUCCACCCAGCGCUAACGCACACCAGCUUUUCAAAGGCUUCAGCUUCGUGGCCCCAGCCUCAUUGGAGGAAGGCAAGAGCUCCCCCCUGGUCAACAUCCUACCCAUCGUACAGCAACUGCACGCCGGCUCCACACAGUUCGCUGAGGUGUACGAGCUGAAGGAGGACAUCGGCGUCGGCUCCUACUCCAUCUGCAAGCGCUGCAUCCACAGAGUCACCGGCAUGGAGUUUGCUGUCAAGAUCAUUGACAAGAGCAAGCGAGACCCCUCAGAGGAGAUUGAGAUCCUAAUGCGCUAUGGUCAGCACCCCAACAUUAUCACAUUGAAAGAUGCGUACGAUGAGGGGCGGUUCGUGUACCUGGUGACGGAGCUGAUGAAGGGAGGGGAGCUGCUGGACAGGAUCCUCCGACAGAAGUACUUCUCAGAGCGGGAGGCCAGCAGCGUGCUCUACACCAUCGCCAAGACCGUGGACUACCUGCACUGCCAGGGGGUGGUGCACAGGGACCUGAAGCCCAGCAACAUCCUGUACAUGGACGACUCGGGGAACCCCGACUCCAUCCGCAUCUGCGACUUCGGCUUCGCCAAGCAGCUGCGCGGCGAAAGCGGGCUGCUGCUGACGCCCUGCUACACCGCCAACUUCGUCGCGCCGGAGGUCCUCAUGCGGCAGGGUUAUGACGCAGCCUGUGACAUCUGGAGCCUAGGAGUGCUGUUGUACACCAUGUUGGCAGGCUACACGCCGUUUGCCAACGGGCCCAACGACACACCCGAGGAGAUUCUGCUGCGCAUCGGCAGCGGGAAGUUCUCCCUGAGCGGAGGCAACUGGGACAGCGUGUCUGACAGUUCCAAGGACUUGUUGUCCCAUAUGCUCCAUGUAGAUCCACACCAGCGCUACUCAGCGGAGCAGGUACUAAAGCACUCAUGGAUCGCCUGCCGGGAUCAGCUCCCACACUUCCAGCUCACGCGCCACGAUGCGCCACACCUCGUCAAGGGAGCAAUGGCUGCCACAUACUCUGCACUGAACCACAAGACGGGUCAGCCGGUGCUGGAGCCUGUGGCCGCCUCCAGCCUCGCUCAGCGGAGGAACAUGAAGAAGCUCACCUCCACCGACUUAUAGUGGAGCGCCGGCUUUGCAGCGGGCGUAGGGGUUGGGGGGUGGCCCUCCGUUUGUUCCUUCUAUUUAUUUAUAAUGUUUCCCUCCCCGGUCUCUUGACUCCGGCACGUCCCCCUCCCUACCGACAGCACCCAACCGCCAUUCCAGCCACCCCCCCACCCGCUGUUUAGACUACCCCCCGCUCUGCGCACAGCCUAGGUCAGGGAGGCUAUCUGCUGCAGACUCAGGGGGUAUUCUGUGAAAACCCCACAUCUGGUACUAUUGGGAAACAUUUCUAGUUCAGGCUGUUGUCGAUGGGUAUCUCUCCUGUAUGUGCUUGGCCCCUCCCCCGCUGCCCCACUCCUCCCCUCACUCAAGCACCAGCUCUUACUCCUUUCUCACUGUGACUGGCCAGACUGGAGCUGCAUACCCUCACUGUGCACCUUGUUUCACACAGCAAGCAGCGGCCCUCCUCCCUACCCCAGGAGGAGACUCUGUUCCCCCCCAGCCCAUUCGGAGGGAAUCGGCAGACCUGCCAAAGCAAGCCUAGCAUAUUGGGGGGGAAAUGCAGAGGCGGCUGCGCUGGAGAAGUUGGGCUGGAGGAUAGCGUGGCCUGGGAGAAAGGCGGGGGUGGCUCGGGAAGAGUUGACUGUAAUUCGAUAUUAGCAAAGUCUGCGAAAAUGCCCAGAAGCCCUUGUUUUUGCUCCCUUUGAACAAAUUCAUCGAGACAGUGAGAGCUUUAGUUUGUUUCUGUUUAUUUUGUUUUCUCCCCCAAAAGCGGAUGAGGAUUUUUGUUUCUCAUGUUCGCACACAAGGCUUGGCAGAGUGUUCUCUUUCAAAGUUUUGUGAAAUAUCUGCUGUCCUCAUUUUUUUCGUUUGCUUUUAAAACAUGUAUUUUUGUAUUGUGUUCUUGGGGCUGAAAAAAAUGCUACAGGUCAAAACAAAGAAAAAAAGGUCAACAAGUGUGGAUUUUUUGCACAUUGAGGUGUGUUGUAGGUACAGUAUUAUUUCUGAGGGGUGAAAGGUCAGGGAGCAGGAUGGAUUAUGGGAUGG
This is a messenger RNA of Megalops cyprinoides (Indo-Pacific tarpon), 3464 nucleotides long. RefSeq names its product ribosomal protein S6 kinase alpha-6. The record is from RefSeq and is a predicted model, not a curated record. Gene Ontology annotation, biological process: protein phosphorylation. Gene Ontology annotation, molecular function: ribosomal protein S6 kinase activity; ATP binding; magnesium ion binding. The transcript is spliced from 22 exons. NCBI's taxonomy places the organism in Eukaryota, Metazoa, Chordata, Actinopteri, Elopiformes, Megalopidae. Bases 213 to 2435 code for a protein of 740 amino acids.